GCCGAGUGCCACGCCGGAACGAGACCGAGACCGUUUCGACGAAUUUUCCUCAUCUAAAUAUUUCCCAUCAACAAUCAGCAUCAAAAAGCAACGUCGAGUUUAGCAUGAAAAAGAAGAAUUUUCCGGACAAGUUCGGACUGAAAUGGUGGAAAACUUAACGACGUUUCUCGAGAAUGCAUUUAUAAGUUAAUUAUGGAAAUAUCUGUGAUUCAAUCAAGGACUUACUCCACCAAUUUGGUUCCUCUAAAAACGAAUUUUUCCGCUGAAUUGGAACUGGGCAAAGUGAAACCCGGAAAAGCCGAGAUGCACGUCGAUCUAAACCGGACCGCGUUAAAACUGAACGUCACCAGGACGAAUUACACGUAUCUGGAGAACUUAUCCAUAUGGAACACCAGCGAUUUUUACUAUAAUGUGUCUAAUAGCACCGAGUUGGAUUAUGACUAUCAAAUGAUGAACGGUACAAUUGACGAUGCUUCCUGGGCGACGUGCAAGGAAUGGACCCCGGCGCAGCACAGCCUUUUCCAGACCGCGAAUUUCUUUUUCGCGGCCGCAUUCUUAGUUCCUGGCAGUUUUAAGCAGAGCGUACUGUUAGUAAGGGCUCUUCUAUCCUUCGGGUACUUCUUCCUGGCCAUCUGGGGCGGAGUGGAAGUUUGCGCUCCCGAUAUUUUAUUAUGGAAUUUAAUAAUCGUUUUGCUGAACUGCACGCAUACAGCGUUGCUGAUUUGGCGGUUUUUACCGCCCACAUUGACGUUGGAAUUAACCGAUUUAUAUAUUAAGAUAUUUAAACCCCUUCGCGUAAGCAAGAAACACUUUAAAGAAUUGGUGAGGGAGGCCAAAGUGCAAACGUUAGAAUGCGGUGAUAUUUAUGCUGUGGAGGACGUCAGUCCGGCGGACGAGAGACUAUCGAUAUUGCUCAAAGGAAGGCUUCGUGUAACUUGCGACGACACCCACCUCCAUUUUAUCAAUCAGCACCAAUUCGUAGAUUCUCCAGAAUGGGAGGCGAACCACGAACAGUCUGAUGACGUAUUUCAAGUGACAAUCACCGCCGAGGAGGACUGUACGUACUUGUGCUGGUCCAGAAUGAAACUGGAAAGGGUGCUAAGGCACAGACCCAUGCUUAAGACUGUUUUGGACUGUGUUAUUGGUAAAGACAUCACACAAAAACUGUACGCACUCAACGAGCACUUAAGCGGUUUAAGCGAGGAAAGAAGCAGAGGCAAACGUAACGCCUUGUGGGCCAAAACUAACAGCAGAAGCAUGUCCAUGGACGCGGUCAACACCGGCACCACGGGAUUAGUGAGGUCUCAGGCAUACAAGAGUGCCACAGCGAACAACAACAGGAGCAGUAAUGCGAACUGUUUUAGUCCGAAUUUAGGUUCGACCAGCCGUCUUCAAACCUCGAAACCGCAAACGUGGGUACCGCUGGUGGCCACCCAGUUCCCCAAAAAAUCCCCCUUCAUCCAACAAAAUUCGACCACCAGCCUCCGGAUACCGGAGGUGCACUCGACCCCGCCUCUCCAACGUACGAAAUCCGUAAAGGGCCCCAAAAAGGAGCGGGAGGUGAAAUUCAAGGCGCCCCUGAAAUAGGAGUUUUUUAUACCAAACAUUCAUGAAACCGACACACUGGUCGAAUCGAUCACUUUAACCGAAGUUAAAUGAUUGUCUUGGGGGUUAUGUAUACUAGGGUGGCCGCUGGUUUAAGUAUCAAAUCAAAUCAAAUCAUUUAUUUCCAUCGACAUCAUAACAACAUAUAGGAAUUGUCAAUAAAAAACUACAGUGCUAAUAAAAAUAGUAUAAAAUUACAAAGAUAUGAAAGAAAACAAAUUUAACUUAAUUUAGUCAAUAAAUCUGCAGUUGAAGAAUUCUGUCAACUAACAUGGUCCUACGAGCCCUUUUAAAAGUUGGAAAAGUCUUAGCGCUCUUUAUUCUACAUGGGUGAUGAUUAAACAUUUUGAGAGAUGUAAUUUCCGGAGCAUCCUGUACCUGCGAUAACCGGAUAAAAGGAAUAUAUAAUUUAUCUGCAUUUCGAGUUUUAUAAAAAUUAAGAUCUCCAGAGCUUAUGUAGUUUGAAAGAUUUUUAUGUACUUGACAUGCGCCCUCCAAGAUAUAGAUGUUAAUUAUAGUUAGGAUUUUUUCUUUUUUAAAAGUACCACGGCAAGUUUCUCUGAAGGAAAGUCUAAACAUCGUACGUACAAUGCGUUUUUGAUUUAUUAGCACACUCCCAAUACUGGGGGAAUUACCCCAAGCUAAUAAGGCAUAGGAUAGAGUGGAUUGCACUGCGGCAUAAUAAAAACUUUUAAGUGUAUAUGCAUCCACAUAGUCUCGAAGCUGCAAGAUGGAAUAAUUGCUGCGGGAAAAUCUAUCGCAUACAGAUUCCACCUGAAGAUCCCACGAUAGAUGUCUAUCAAUUACAAUUCCCAAGAACUUGGUGGAGUGUUGUUGGAUGAGGCUACUUGAUGACUGCUCUUUAAUGAGUAAGCUCCGGUCCUAAAUAGCCCGUGUGUUAUGUAGCUGUCAUUAACCAGGAGAGACAAGUCAUUAAUAAAAAGUAAAAAUAAAAUUGGCGCAAGAACACUACCCUGUGUAACCUCAGUGACGACAGUUGCCCAAUCAGAUAUGGUCACCUGACCACUAACUCUCAAUCUAACAGCCUGGGUUCUACCUGUCAAAUAUGAUUCAAAUCAUUUAUAAGUCGGACCUCUUAUACCAUAAUGAAAGAUCUUAUUUAAUAGUAAAGCAUGAUUAAUGGUAUCAAGUGGGGUAUAAAUGCAAAACGCGACAUGUCCAUUAGAUUACAAUUUGAGAAAACAAAAAAAAACCUUUUUCGAGGUUUUCAUUGCUUUAUUGAAAGUUUUAAUUAUUGUUUAAAACUGAAUUGUUAAAUAUGUCUACCCUACCAUUUUGAUGAAUGCAUAAUCAUUAGGCUUCUUUUAAUUUAGAGCUAUAUUUUGGACAUGUCGCAUUCUGAAACUAAGGCUUGGACAUAUCUUAUUUUGCACACAACAAUCGAGCAGAGCAACGAUAAACCCAACUUACUAAAAUUAUUAGCUCCCGUUUUUUAUUAGGAAAAAAAACCAAGUCACUUAGAAAAACUUUAUUAAAAUAAAAAAAACUUUUACAAAAACUUAUUUUUAGAUAUUAAUUUCUUCGUCACUUAUUAUUUCAUUUUCAUCGGCAUCAACCUGCCUUUCAAAAUUAUUUUCUACAUUGCUGUCGAAAAUAUUUUUGAAAUAACCUAAUGCUUCGUUUGAUUUCCAUUCAUCCCCGUAGUGAGUCUUUAAUAAGUUUGAAAUGCUUUUAAUUUUAUCUUCUUUUAUUCUCAGUCCAACUUGGAGUGUUUUAGGCCUUACUGCUUCAAUUCCCUUCCCUUUUCUACAAAUACCUUUUGCUUGUCCUAAAUCACUCCUGUAUAAUGCUCCGCCUCUGACUAAAACCGUGCCUAAUUUAUUUUUGGUUAGAACGAAUCUUUUUGCUGGUUUAAAUUUGAAGUGCCGUUGUGUAGUAGGUUUUAAAGUUUUUUUUAUUUCAGUUUUCCAGUCGAAAACCUGAAAAUCUACACCCAUUUUAAAAACUGUUGCCCGAUCUUUUAUCACGUUCACGUAAUGAGAAGGUUUUAGGAUCUCCGCAGUUCUUCGGACUACUUUUUCGAUAUUGCCGAAAACUCUGUCAGGUGGCAUAAAAGAAUGACCUACUACAGGGAAAAAUACUUGUAUCUCUUCAAUGUUCGGAGGCGCAUUGGAAUUAAACCAGUUGCAAAGCAUUCCGAUAAAAAUCGAAUUCUUAUUCUGCCCCCCACAACCAUCGCAGAAAAGUCGAAUGAUUUUGUUAGUAGCUUUAAACUCAUACGUACCGUCAAACGGGGUUAAGUGAAUCAUAGUGGGUAAAAUGAAUUAAUCGGGUAUUUCCGCAAAAAAGUCGAUCCCGUCGCAGACCUGCCCCAUAUAGUGACAUUAUUGCAUCGAGAUGACCUCGUUAGUAUGUCUUUGUAUGUGGUAGGGUGUGUUUCGCUGCUCAAAAAAAUACACGUGAGUACCAUAACGACAUGUUCCGGUUAAACGAUUUUUUUGUAUUUUACAAAACUUUGGAAACGAUUGGUUGCGGAAGUGAUCAAUAUUAAUAUUUAUUUACUUGAAUGUAAUUAAUGUGUUUAUUAGACAUUAAUAAACAAAUUUGUGCUUAAUUUUUGGUAAAUUUUUUUUUGUUGAAUUUUAGCAUUUUUUUUUUCUAAGAUGGUAACUUUAAUGGGUAAAAUGAAUCUAUUAAGUGUCGCUGUAAAUUUAUGAUUAAAUUUUUUAGAACUUUUUUUUUUAAUAAUUUUUUAUAUAAGAAAUAUUUUUUUAUUAGUUUUGGUCUUUUUAGCAUGCCGAGAAUUUACAAAAAAAAAUUGGGGCCGCAGGGAAAAUGUAACUACGAUCAAGAAUAUGUUCGUCGAGCAGUGGCAGCGGUUAGACGAGGUGAUAUGUCCAUGAGACAAGCAUCUGAAAGAUUUGGUGUACCUUUCAGUACCAUUCAAAGAAGAUAUCAUGGCAAACAUUCUUUAAAAUAUGGUCGACAGCCUGUACUAAGUGGUGAGCAAGAGCUAAGACUAAAGGAGACAAUCAAAAUUUGCGCCGACUGGGGAUUCCCAUUAAAAAGUACAGACGUUAGAGCAAUUGUGCAACAAUAUCUAAAUAGACUAGGAGUAAGGGAUUCCAGAUUUAAAGAAAAUAUGCCAGGGAUGGACUGGUUCAAAAGUUUUAUGAGCAGAAAUAAAGACCUUACCGUUAAGUUGGCUGAAAAUACAAAACGCGUUAGAGGUGCAUUAACCCGCGAGGUUAUUCAAAAAUAUUUUGAAAACUUGCAGGUCACGUUGAAAGACGUCCCUGCUCAAAAUAUUAUCAAUUACGACGAGACCAAUUUUGUGGAUGAUCCCGGGUCGGCUAAAGUAAUUACAAAAAGAGGUGCAAAGCAUGCCCAUAGGUUAAUAGACUCCUCAAAGACCAGCACAACUGUGAUGUUUGCAAUAGCCACUGAUGGAACAUUACUGCCUCCAUAUACGGUAUACAAGGCAAAACAUUCCUAUGAUGGUUGGACAGAGGGAGGAAUUGAAGGAGCAAGAUAUAACAGAAGCAUGAGUGGAUGGUUUGACUCUGAUAUAUUUGAGGACUGGUUUAAGACAAUUGUCAUGCCUUAUUUUCGAAAGCUUGCUGAGCGUAAAGUUUUAAUAGGCGAUAACUUAAAUUGCCACAUUAUCACUAAUGUCGUACAGCAAUGUGAGAAUAAUGAAAUUGAUUUUGUCUUACUCCCUCCCAAUUCAACUCAUUUGCUUCAACCGCUCGAUGUCGCGUAUUUUAGGCCUUUAAAAGCUGCAUGGAGAUCCACCUUGGAACAAUGGAAACUAAAACACCGUGGAGUCAUUCCCAAAACGGAGUUUCCAAGGCUGCUGAGACAGAGUGUGGAAAAGGUUGGCCAUAAAGUCGAAAGAAAAUUCCAUUGCUGGUUUUAAGGCAUGUGGAAUUUUUCCGCUCGAUCCCAACAAAGUUUUAAAUAAAAUUCCACGAAAUUUACACAUCGAUGAAAAUGGUGAGAAUAAUGAUCAGGCCGGGAGUAACACAAUAAUCAGUCACCUAAAAAAUUUAAAAACUACCCCGAAUCAAUCAACAAAGAGAGGAAAAAAAAUUAUUAUCGAGGCUGGCAAAAGUGUGUCAAGUCAAAGUUUAUUAUCAACGAUAAUAGAUAAAACACCCACAAAAAAAUCAUCUAAAAAAAACAUGAAAAAAAACGAAAGAAGAGCCCUGGAAAUAUCGGAUGAUGAGUUAGAUCGAGAGUUAGAUAAAGAAUUUUCCCUAAGUGAUUUCGAAAAUAUUGUUGAAAACUUUGACGAGUUUGAUCCAAAUCCGUCGACAUCGAAUGAUGAUACUUACAUGAUCGACACAGACUUAUCCAUGGAGCCAAGGAUUGGGGAGUUUAUUAUUGCAAAGUUUUCAACCGAGAAACAAGAUCGAUUGUUUGUUGACAAAAUCGAGAAUUGUUCAAAGAAAAAAGAAUUUACUAUAAAUGCCAUGAGAAAAAAGGGAAACUCGGAAAAGGGGUAUUUUGUUUAUCCAGAAAUACAGGACCUUUGCCUAAUAAGCCAAGACCAAAUUAUUAGAAAACUGCGUCAAAAGUCUUUCAAGAGGGGUAAAUUUGUUUUUAACUUAGACAACGACGAAUUUAAAAAGUUGGAGUAAUUUCUUUUUUGUUAAUUUUCCUAUGUUUUGUAUGUAGACUUAAGUUUUUUUUACCAAGAGUGCCAUUUUUGUUUAAAGAAAAGUUCCUAAGUUUGUUGUUUUUAUAAAGCCUUAAUAUUCUGUAAUAGAAUGUGUUAUAGAAUAAGACUUUGUUACUUAAUCUUACUUUUGUUACCUUUAGAAUAAAGAAUUUGUUUUUUUUAAGUGUUUUUUUCCGUUUAAAUCUUCUUUUUUUAUUUUUUGUUGAUUCAUUUUACCCACAUUAUGUUUAAAGUGAAUUUUACAGCACUUCUAAUACAUGAUUCACUUUACCCCAAACCGGAGGGUAAAGUGAAUCAGACUUUAUCAAAAAAAAUGGAGGACUUCCCAUGCUUAAAUGCUUACAAGUUUUAACAAAAUCUUUUAAGACGUUUACCAGAAUCUACAAUAUUUUUUACAUAUUUUUUAAUUUAAUACUUUGGCAGAAAAACGAAAAAAACCACUUAUUUUGAUUCACUUAACCCCAUUUGACGGUACUUAGAGUAUGAUGAAUAGCAGAUGCAAUCUCAUUGGAGCUCUUGGGUCUUUCGACUUCUGUCCAUGUAUAACACCUUACGUUUUCUUUUGUUAAUGGUGAUUUUGAACUUCCUAUGACAACUCCAAAAUUAAAAAAGUUAAUUUGCAUUGAAAAAUAGGCCUGCUGAUCGGGUAAUUUCGGUAGGGGUAAAUUUUUUUGACAGUCAAAAGAAAUAUUUACUACUUCAUCGGAGUUUUGUUUGAGAAAAGCAAAGAAGCUUUUGGCUUGAAGAGUAUGGACUCUGUGAUUUGUAAUAAAUGACUGCUUUUCCUUAGGAUCCGUGCAUCUCCUAAUUUUUUCUUUAUAUUGAAGACAGGUUGAACAAAGAUCUGUUUGAGGUGUUCCGAAUCCAACGUUGUAUUUCCUAUUAAAAUAUUUUCGAAAGUAGCACUGCUUCACUUUUUGAUCAGGCUCAGCUUGUUCGUUGUAGACAUUCCAUAGUUUUUUUAUGUUUAAGUCACAAGGCAAAUAAACACGAUGCGGACUAUCAGAGCGGCAAUAGUGACUUUCGGUGCACCUUAAUGAUUCAAUGAAUGUCUUCAUGCAAACAUUUUUGUCAUCGUUUUUCCCCAUAACACGAUCACCGCCACGAUUCUCCUUUGGCGCUGUUCCUGUGUUUAUAAACUUUUUCACCAGGCGCAAUAUUCUGUCCUUUUUCACUCCUAAGAUACCCAGAAAUGCCUCCCUACAUACUUGAACUGCUUUACCGUCUUGCUGUCGUACCUUAUAGGUUAAAGACACUGCUUUUGGCUUACUAGCAGCACGCCCUCUACUUCUUUUUCUUGCAGGCGUGGAUCCUGAGCAAUAACUUAAAAGAAAUGCCUCUUGGUCAGCUUUCUUCUUGCUUGAAUAAAAACUUCUAUGAAACUCCUUCAUAUCGUUCAUGGUAAGAUGCCAGCAUAGAAAUGGUCCAUUACUUUCCCUAUGUCCACAUUUGGGAAAUUCUGGUAAAGAUUUAGGUGAAUAUCUGAAACAAAAAAAAAAUAAGCUCAGCUUGAAAUAGCUUUGCCGAUUGCUCGAUUUUUUUAUGAAUUUGUUUCUAUAGGUUGGAAUAGUCGUAGAAAAUAUGCAUUACAUUAUUAAUAAUUUAAGCAAUUUUAAUUAUUUCUCAAACAAUAAAAACUCGGCAAAGAAUUAAACAAAAACUUCAGCAACAUUUUUAAAUAUUAUUAAAAGGGCAAAUAUUUAUGAGAAAAAUAUUAAUAUCACAGUCAUUUAACGUAUUGUAAACAUUUAUUACGUUUCUUUAUUUUUAUACUUGGUCUUAACUUACCUUGCUACUUUAGAUUUUUCCCUUUUCCAUUCUUGUGGUUGAAAAGAUCUUUUUCGAGCUCGAUUUUGGGUAUCCGGCAAGAGUUUCUUGUUGUUAUCGGCCAUUAUAUCUAUAAUCAUUAUGAAAACACACGCACAGAAUAUCAACAAAUUUCACCCUCGUGCUUGCAUGCUUGUAAAGAAAAAAAUAAUAAUACGUUUAUACCAAAACAUACGAUUUAUCAGGUGUUAGUAAGCUGCUCGCUGGUUGGUCGUGUGGACAACGUCGCAUUUUGAAUCUCAAAUGCAGGUUGCGAUGUCGCAUUUUGCGUUUAACCGAAAUUUUUAACGAGCGUUUAUAAGCGUAAAUGUCGUGGUUUGCAGGUAAAUAUAUUAGUGGCAGAUAGAGAAAUUUAUACACUUUCUGGGUGCACAUGAAGGUCAUUUUCGUUGAAAAAUGGACAUGUCGCGUUUUGCGUUUAUACCCCACAAAUGCUUUAGUAAGAUCAAAAAAGAUACCAACAGAUUUUAAUUUUAAUUCAAUAUAUUUGUAUAAAGAGAUAUUAUAGCAAGUCUUUCAAGUAAGAGCUAUAGGGACCAGUUGUUAGGAAAAUAUCUCAUUUUUCUUUACCAUAAAGUACCGAAAUAUAUCAUAGAAUAAUAGCAUUUUUAGGAUGAAAUUAAAAAUGAACAUUCCCGAACGUCUGCAUUUCUUCCGGGCAAUUGAAGAAAUCAGUCACUUCUUACAGGAAAUUGAAGAUUAAAUGCCUGAACUAGAGAUUCAGCAUCAUUUUCCAAGUCUUUUGACUGAUUCAGAAUCAAUUUAAGACGCUUUGUGGUAUUAAGAAUCCAGAUUUAUUCAUAGAAGACCGGACAGUUAAAAAAUACACUCAUAUCUCUCGAAAAUCGAAGAAUAAUCAACUGACUGUUGUUAAAGUGGUGUCAGCAUCAUUUUCUGAGUUUUUUAAGUGAUUCAGAUUCAUUUUGAGUCUUUUUAGGCCACUCACAAUCCAGAUUUCUUCCUAGUUGAGGAAAUUAUUCACGUCUUUCAGGAUAUAGAAGAAAAAUCACCUGAACGAUGACAGAAUUGUAAUCAGAGCGUCAUAGUUUUAUUUUUUCGAGCGCUGUUUUAGAAGUUUUUAAGACGAAAUUCCAUUACACUGCUAUAUUUUAUAAAGAUGAUCUCAGUGAUCAUGUUAAAGUAGAGGAAGUAAACAGUCUACAGACUGGCACAGAAAAAGACUUUGAACUUUGCAUUUCUAAAAUUGUUAUUAAUAGCAAUAAUUCCAUAAUAGUUGUUUGUGUCUACAGAUCACCUAGUGGUAACAGCCAAUUUUUUUCUCCACAAUCUUGCUAACCUACUUGAUGAGAUGUAUAAUAACAAAAUUUCUUUUAUUAUUUCAGGAGACUUUAACUUUAACCAUGGCGUGAUGGCCUUGCUUGGGCUAAUGCAGACCUUUGGUCUAAUACCUUACAUUAACUCCAACACUAGAAUCACUGCUCACUGUGCCUCUCAGUUGGAUAACAUCUUUACAAAUAUGAACUCAAGUGUUGUCAUAUCUUCUGAAGUCCUUGUUUCUAAUCUGUCUGAUCAUUAUCCUCAAAUUUUUGUUUUUAAGAGACAGAUGGAGGUUCCCCAAUGUGGUAUGGUUGUGAAGCGACGAAAAUUCUCAACACAUAACAUGAAUCGAUUUUACAAUAUGCUGAUGUCAGAGGCAUAGGAGGAGGUCUAUUCUGCUGAAGGAGUUGAAGGAAAAUAUAAUACUUUCUUUCGUAUUCUCUUCUAUUAUUUUGAUUUGGCUUUUCCAAUAUGUACGACUAGGUUGAAAAAUAAGAAGCCAACCUGGAUUACAACAGAGAUAAAAAGAUAUUCAAACUACAUAAAAGAUCUCUAUGUUUGGUACAAAUAUACUAAUUCUAGGGAACACUACGUUACAUACAAACAUGAAAGGAAACAAUAUCGACGUUACAUCUCCUCUUAUAAAAAGUCUAUAAAUGAUAACAAAAUCCAAAAUUCAAAAAACAAGAUAAAAUCAGCAUGGUCAAUCAUAAAAUCUGAGUCAGGUAAAAAUAAAACUAACAACAAUAUUGUUUUAAGGGAAGAUGGUCAGUCCAUUGAAAACCCAGCUUUAAUCACCGAAUUAUUUGCUAAACAUUUUACUCUUGACCAUCAACAAAGCUGUAACUCCAAUAUACAUGACUUGCAUAAUGAUUAUCCAACCAUAUUUCUCAAUCCCGUUAAUUCUCAGGAUAUCUUUAAGAUAUUGAUGAACCUUCCAAAUAAAUUUUCCUCUGGCUUGGAUGAAAUUCCGGUAUUCGUCUUAAAGUUUGUUGGGAUUCACUUAGCUGGACCCAUUUCCAAUGUGAUCAAUGAGAGUCUUUCUACCCAAAUUUUUCCUUCUGCUCUUAAGCGGGCAAAAGUAGUGCCUGUUUUUAAGAAGGGAGAAAAAACGAAUAUUGCCAACUAUCGGCCAGUAUCCGUAUUACCAUCCAUAUCGAAGGUAUUUGAAAGGGUUAUCUAUCAAAUAGUUAUUAAUUAUUUAACUCACCAUCAAAUAAUAAAUAAACACCAAUACGGAUUCGUUCCCAAAAGAUCGACGGAAAUGGCCAUUUAUAGUGCAAUACAAUAUAUUAUGGAGAAUCUUGAGAGAAAAGCCAGAGUAGCUGGACUGUAUUUCGAUUUGUCUAAGGCGUUUGACACGGUUGACCAUUCUUUACUGCUGGACAUCCUGGAACGGUAUGGCAUCAGGGGUGCAGCAUCUAAAUUACUCAGUUCAUAUCUAGAGCAAAGAGAACAAAUAGUUUGUGUGACACAUUCCCGCUCACCAACGUUUUCCCGCCCCCAAAUUAUAGGAAGAGGUGUGCCUCAGGGCUCAAUCUUGGGACCUGUGCUCUUCCUAUUAUAUGUCAAUGGCUUGCCUCAGCUGUUCCCUUCUGAUAUGAUUUGUCAAUUCGCCGACGACACAUCAGUUAUAGUUGCCAGAAAGACAGUGGCAGAUCUUUCACGGGGCUGCUCAUCCGCAGUGGAGCGCAUGAGGACCUGGUGUCUGGACAGUAAGUUGUCUUUGAACUCUGGUAAAACGGGGUUGAUUAAUUUUUCGAAGGCCAAUAUUGUCUCAGAAUCUCUACUUGUGUGGUCUGGUGGGCAGUCAAUCCCUGUAGCCAAUAGUAUUAAAUUCUUAGGAAUACACAUUGACCCCAAUUUAAAUUGGGAGAAACAUAUUAAAAACCUUUAUUCCAGAUUAGCUAGCUUGUGCGGAUUGAUUAGAAGAUUAAGGGAUGUAGUGUAUUUUAUUUCGGACAGGUACAAUCGAUCUUACAAUAUGGUAUCUGUUUCUGGGGAUCUGCAAGAGGAGCUCUAGAUAUAUUUAGAAUGCAAAAGCGUAUCAUUCGUUGUUUAUUGGGCAUGACCUACAGAACUUCCUGUAGACCUUACUUCUGCAAACUAAAAAUACUCACCCUUCCCUCUUUAUACUUUUCUUCCUUGGUGUUAUUUGUGAAGAGACACAAUCAUUUGUUUGUUGAGAAUAGGGCAAUGUACGCUGAGGAUGUGACUAUGAUUACACGACAUAGAAGCGAUCUCCGCAUUCCAUUGCAUAAUUAAAUAAAUAAAUAAAUAUGCCUUUUAUUUUUAAAAUUACAUAAACAUAGCUGAGAAAAAAAAAACAUUAUUAAAAAGCUGAAAAAAAAAAGAUUAUUAAAAAAAAGUAGCAUAAACCACUGGCGCAGUCUAGCUUUAAAGAGCUACUCUACUGAACCAGAAGCUAUACUUUACCAUCAGUUAAUAAAUUAGGUAGUUAAAAAAAAAAUUAUCUUAGGCAAAUUAAUUAGUAAAUUACAAUAAAUUAUUAAUUAAAUAUUACAAUUAGAAGAAACUAGAAGAAACUUGCAUAACAAACAUUAAAUUUGCCAGAAAAAUUGCACAAAUAACAAAAGCCACUAAAAAAAAUCUCCAUUGGUUUGCAAAUUAAAUAGAUGUUCCUUGAAUUUUAUUUUAAAAGAUUGAAUUGAUAAAUUAAUUAGGUUUGUUGGUACUUUAUUAAAAAUAUUUGCUGCAUUAUAAGAAUAUGACCUCUGAAACAUGGCACUAUGAUGAAGUGGAACCGUAAUUCUUUUAGAAAACCUUAUAUUUAAACCAUGAACAGUGUCCCGAAAAAUUAGUCUUUCUUUAAGGGAGACAGGGGAAGAUGUGUCAUUAAUUAUUUUCAAUAAAAACACUGCAAAAUGUAAUAUCCUGCGCAUAUCCAUUUUAAGCCAUCUAAUAUCUCUAUAUAAAUAAGAUACAUGGUCAAAUUUUCGGAGACCAUAAACAAAUCGAACGCAAGCAUUUUGGACCCUUUGAAUUCUUACCCGACUUUCCAAAUCUAGACAAAACCCAUAAACUACGUCAGCAUAAUUAAAAUGAGACAGUACAAGGGAUUCACAUAAUUGUUUUCUUAACUUUACAUUUAACAUAUGGCGGUUAUUAUACAAUGUUUUCAGGGACAUAAAAGUUCUUUGAAAAAUUUUUUUAAGGUGUUCCUUAAAUCUUAAUUGUUCAUCCAAAAUAACCCCCAAGUUUUUACCGUUGUUUACAAUUCAGCUUACUAUGAAAGAGGUUCUCAUUACAUGGCCAUCAGGGCUUAUAGAAUGCUACCUGCUGAUAUUAGAAGCAUUGAAUCUACAGUCCAAUUUAAAAAAGCUGUUUACCACUGGUUGCAGAUUAAAUGUUUUUAUAAUUUUUCUUUUGGAUAAUAAUUUUAACUUGUGUUAGAUAUUUAGAAUAUUUAUUUUAAAUUUUGUUAUUUUGUUUAUAUAAGUAUAUUGCCUCUAUGAAUUCUAGAUAAGAAAAAUUAAUGUACCCUAUGGGAGCUAGAUCCUCUUUUGUAUGACGUUGCUUUGUCGUCCUGUAUACGAUUUUGUUGGCAAAUAAAGUAUAUUAUUAUAGUUAUUAUUAAAGAAUUCCGUGCGGGCAUUUGAAAAAUUUCUUCAGUUCUCUCAGAAAAACAAAGAAAAAUACCUGGAAAUGUCACUUAAUUUUUGCAAAGAUUAUAUCUUGACAAUAUCUGGUUUAAGCCUUAAUUAAGACAUUAAAUAAUAAUCAGUUUUUUUUGGGAGGCUGUUACAAUCUCCAAGACUAUAUAGACUUAACUAUGGCCACCCCUUCUAUUAUAUAAAAUUGUCGACCAGGACAAUCUAAUAAAUUUGAACUUCUUCCCAGUAUGUUACGUCAAUGAAUUUCAUCAACGAAUCAAAUAAUUUUAUUAUAAUGAACAUUCAAACUUUCAGAGUGCCGGUUUGAUGAAUUUUUGGUAUUAAAACACUCCAUGGAAUAUUAAGGAAAGUAUUUAGAAGUGUACGUUGUGAUUCCGUAAAAAACUGUAUAUUAUAUGUAUAUUAUAUUGCAUGUUGAUAUAAAAUUUUUAUAUGUACGUGGCACAUAAGACGAUUAUUUCACACGAUUUGCUCUCCUUUCUAAAAAGAACUGACUAUGAAUUGUUUUAGUUAAUCACCAUAUAAGAAUUUCUUUUUGUAAUUAUUUAACAAGAACCAUGAAAAAGAAAUCGUGCCUUUAUAUCAGUCAUAACUCCUACUACAACGCCCUCUUUGUUUCAGUUCUGAAGCACUACAGUCUAGAAUAUUAUAUUUGUUGUAUAUGUAGGAUCAAUGUGGUAUAGCUAAUUAAUUACAUCUAUGUAUACUUUAAAAGCCUUUGCCGUAACAUCGAUUUAAUGGUUGUCAGUGCGUAUAUAUGUUAAUUAAGAGUGUUUUUUGUUAAGGUUGCAGAAGUGGCGGCCUUAAAGCACUAAAAACUAUUUUUUAGGGAGUUUUUUUUGCAUUUUUCCAGUCUCGUAAGGUAGUUUUUGUGUUUUUUUUUUACAGACCAGGCGAAGGAGUAAUAAAAGUGUUCGUGUAAUUAAAACAAAUAUUUUUUUUGCCUUCAUUAGUAAAAAAAAAUAAAUAACCGCCAUAUAGAAAAAACAUUUUUAUUAAUCUUUCAACUGCAAAACAAUAAUUUUAUAUAACAUUUGAACGGGAAUUAAGAACGUCUCAGCAAUAUUCUCAUCAAUAUAGAUGUUCAUGAGCCGCCACUGUCUCGUAUUAUGAUUUAAGCCUGCACUAGUAUUUAAGAAUAAACAUCAAUCAGACGAUUCUCGAUCAAAACAUUCCGCAACUUGCCUUCCAAAAACAAAUAUUUUAUAAAAACCAUAAUCUCCGUUGUGUGUUUAUUAACGCCAACUGUUUUUUAUAAAGUAUAUAAUUACUCGCCUAUUAUACUCGAUAUGUUAUUUUAUUCAUAAUAAGUAGAGACGUGUACGCUAGUAUAUUGUUAAUAUGUGUAUAUAUUUAUAUUUGUAUGUUUAUAUUUGUCGCGUUUAUAACGAUAUAAAUGGUUGUAUAAGAGAAAUACAUCAUAAUUUAUUA
This is a messenger RNA of Anthonomus grandis grandis, 14421 nucleotides long. Its product is annotated as blood vessel epicardial substance-B-like. The transcript has 8 exons. Lineage: Eukaryota; Metazoa; Arthropoda; Insecta; Coleoptera; Curculionidae. The record is from RefSeq and is a predicted model, not a curated record. The coding region runs from base 193 to 1587 and encodes 464 amino acids. Gene Ontology annotation, molecular function: cAMP binding. Gene Ontology annotation, cellular component: sarcolemma.